AUGACUCUCUACAACGUCACCCUCAAGGAGACUGCUUCACCCGAGGAGCUUGAAAAGGCCAAGGAGAAGGUCCGCUCCGAAGGAGGCACCAUCAAGCAUGAAUACACCUUGAUCAAGGGAUUUACGGUCGAAUACCCCGACGACCACGUGAACGUUCUCGAGAGCAACGAACACCUCCACGUCGAGCAAGACGGAAACGUAUCUACCCAGAUUACACGAUCUAUCCAACUGCGGCACAACUCCACUUGGACACCGACAUCAACCUCGGAAAGCUGGGAAAAACCUCCAUCGUGGAUCAAUGUGGCAGAAGAUGAGAUUGCCAGAUUGGCCGCUCUAAGACGUCGGCCAUUGACUCUGGCAGACCUUCUCAAACAUGGCCAACCUCCGUUAUCCAAGCAGGCUCUUCUCGACUCGGCCAAUUUCACACUUUCCCUUCUUCCGGCCCGUCUGGCUUAUCGUAUACAAUGUCUAAGAAAUCUACCGUUCAUCGUGGUAUCCAACCCGCACGUUUCGCAAAUAUAUAACAAUUACUUGCAUUCGUUAUCUACAUUACUCCCUUACCAACAACGCCGAAUCACCACCCUCGAAGAAGAGAAGCAAUUCGCCGAAGUGAUGGCAGAUCUUGUCCAGACUCACACCAAUACCAUACCUAUUUUAGCGCGAGGAUUUCUGGAAUGUAGAAAGUACAUUGAAUCAGACGAAGUCACUCGCUUCCUGGAUUCACACUUGCGAGCCCGAAUCGGGACACGGUUGAUUGCCGAGCAACAUCUCGCUCUUCAUUUUGCGUCGCAGCCGAUUAGUGACGAGAAUCCGAACCCGCCACUCUCAGAACGAGAACAUGGACCCCCGAAUUAUAUUGGUGUCAUUGACACUGCACUAAAACCUGCACAGAUCGUUCGAUCAUGCGAGCAUUUCGUGAGCGAGAUCUGCGAGCUAAAGUAUGGAGUCCGGCCGACUCUCGAAAUCAACGGAGAACCCGACGCAAGCUUUGCCUACAUCCCCGUACACGUGGAAUAUAUAAUCACAGAACUACUCAAAAACGCAUUCCGUGCAGUUGUCGAGUCUGGACACGAGAAAGAACCCAUAGAAGUCACCAUAGCAGCUGCGCCAGAUAUUCCGGGAAAUCAUCUCAACCACAUCAAUUAUAUACCACAUCAUGCGCGAGACGGCGAUGUGGACAUAUCGGCCGAAGAAGAGAUCUUAGUCGCGAAUGAAAACAUUCGUCGUACCAACACUUCCUCUCAGAGUAUAACGAUUCGCAUCCGGGACCGUGGCGGCGGUAUUCGACCCGAGAUUCUGUCUCAGGUCUGGUCGUACAGCUUUACGACGUUCUCGGAGGCCAAUGCCUCGGGUGAAUAUAACGGCAACAUCGAUGCCCUGAACACGAUUUCGGGUGCUGGUGGAAAUACUAGUACUAUUGCUGGGCUGGGCUAUGGCUUGCCGUUGAGUAGAGCUUAUGCAGAAUACUUUGGGGGAAGUAUUGCGAUUCAGAGUCUGUGGGGAUGGGGAACUGAUGUAUAUUUGACUCUGUCUGGCGUCGGUCGGAUAGGGGAGUAG
Messenger RNA from Talaromyces amestolkiae, 1557 nucleotides. RefSeq lists its product as uncharacterized. Gene Ontology annotation, cellular component: mitochondrion. The coding region runs from base 1 to 1557 and encodes 518 amino acids. Gene Ontology annotation, molecular function: pyruvate dehydrogenase (acetyl-transferring) kinase activity. Gene Ontology annotation, biological process: regulation of glucose metabolic process; protein phosphorylation. NCBI's taxonomy places the organism in Eukaryota, Fungi, Ascomycota, Eurotiomycetes, Eurotiales, Trichocomaceae. The transcript has 6 exons. The record is from RefSeq and is a predicted model, not a curated record.